This is a messenger RNA of Ceutorhynchus assimilis (cabbage seed weevil), 1879 nucleotides long. Lineage: Eukaryota; Metazoa; Arthropoda; Insecta; Coleoptera; Curculionidae. The record is from the annotation of a GenBank genome assembly.
CUAACCUCAAAUGUUAAUGUAGUUUGGAAUUUGUUUGUAAUUUAUUUAUUUGUUUGUAUAUUAAUUUGAUAUUGUUUUUGAGUAAAAUAAUGGAAGACGAAGGCAUCGGGGAUUUGCCAAAACUGGUCCGAAAUUUCUCUACUUUGUUGCAGGCGCUUGUCGGACAUCAAUUGGAGCAGAACAGUCACGUGUACCAAGAAUGCAUUCAGGGCGUCAAAGACAGUUGGCCAGCGAACAAACUGACCAUUCAAAUAAUCUCAAAGUUUUACAAACACUUUCCUCACUUACAACAGCAAUCCUUAGACUGCGUUUUGGACUUGUGCGAAAAUGACGACGGCCAAACUCGCAUGCAUGCCAUCAAAUACCUUUCAAUCAUUUGCAAAGAUAAUCUGCAAGAUGCAUCAUAUUUUGCUUAUUUGUUAUCGCAAUUUUUGCAAUUGGGCCUUCCCGAUUACAUCACUGUUUGCGAUAGCUUAGGACACCUUUUCAAAUUGAGUCCGCUUGAUUCUUUGGAUGGGAUUUUUAAGAAUAUUAGUGAGAUUGAGGAAGGUGCUGUGAGAGAUAAAACUGUGGAUUUUAUUUAUAGUAAACUUACUAAGAUAUUGAUAGAAAAAAGCGAUCAACAAAAAGUUGAUGAACUAUUGUUAAGUAAAGCUAGACAUAUGGUAAAAGAUUGUUCUAUUUCUACGGAUGAAUUUAUGAUUUUGAUGACGUAUUUGGUGAAUACAAGUUGGGCCAAAUUGCAAGGGCAACAAGAAAUUUUUCAAAUAAUUGAGGACAAAAUUGAAAUAAUUGAAUCAUUUCAGCUUGAUGAUGUUGACUGUUUGGACAUAUGCAUGGAAUUAAUAAUGCCUUUAUUUAACAAUAACGGUGAUUCGUCUAGAUUUGUAAAUUAUUAUUGCCAAAAAGUUUUACCAAAGCUUCAAGAAAUUUUAUCGUUAAGAAAUGGAGAUCAAUAUCAAAUAGAACUUCUCAAGCAGUUGACAUUGAUGAGCUCACAUUGCAAAAAAAUCUCAAUUGAAGCUUUAGAUUGUUUGCUGGCAAGUUUAAAAGAAUUUAUUCCAGUCGUGCCUGUUGAUGAAUCUCCAAAUUUAGACUUUUGCAAUAUUGAAUGUCUUUUAUACACGUUUCAUAAUUUGUGCAAAAUCUUACCCGAGUUUUUGUUGAAUGACUCAGAAAAGUUGAACGGAUUAAGGACAAAUUUGCAAUAUUUGACUUUUAUUGUUGGCGAUUGGGACCAAACCUUGAAAACCAAAAAAUAUUGCAACUUAAAGAAAACUUUAUCUCAAGUAGAUAAAAUCAAGCUUGAUUUGUCUUUGAAAAUUUUCGAUAAUUUACUCGAGAUAAGUAAGGACUUUUUUAAUCAGCCACCUGUUUACAAUGCCAGCGUCCAAUUGAGUUUCACUGUAGUUAAAUGUAAAAUUGAGAUUCAAGAAACGCCAACAAGAUUAUUGACUCCGCCUCCGCCAAAAGCAAAACGUCCUCCCAGCCCAAUAACAUUUGAUUUGGCCAAAAAAACUUCCCAAGAAUCGCUACAAGUAGUUGCAUCAAAUCAUGGUGGCAGAGGGCUUGGAAAUAGGGGUCGCGGAAAUCAGGGUGGUUGGGGUCGUGGGCAAAGGGGUGGAAGGGGCUGGGUUGGGAAUUGGGGUCAUAGGGGCCAAAGAGGAAGAGGCCAAACUUCCGCGUGAAUAAAUAGUUAAGAAUUUUAAAAUAGCUGUUAUUUAUAUUUUUUUUACAAUGAUACGAAUUUUGUAUGAUAACAAUGAUUAACUAAUAAUGUAAUUUGUGAAAAUUCAUAAAUUAGAAAAGAUUCUUUAUAUACAAACUAACUUUAUAGGAUUUAUUAUAAAAUAUAUUGAAUUUCAAUUUUUGGCUAGAA